This is a messenger RNA of Paramuricea clavata, 908 nucleotides long. The record is from the annotation of a GenBank genome assembly. Lineage: Eukaryota; Metazoa; Cnidaria; Anthozoa; Malacalcyonacea; Plexauridae.
AUGGCAGACAAUUUGGAAGAAAACGAAGAUAUAAAUGUUUUGCAGCAGCUAGAGCAAUUCUUCCAAGAUAUUGAUAACCUGUUGAGUAUGUGCGACCAAGAAAGAAAUACGAUAUCCUGACCCUUGAUCGAGAGAAUAAUAAGCAAGUUAGAACUGAGUAUAGAGGUAAUACUGAAAUUAUUCCAUUACUAAUUGAGAGUAGAAGUAUCGUGAAUGAAAUUGGCACAAAUCUUCAGAUCAUCCGUCGUGAUUGGUGUAGGAAAAUUCAUGAAUUGGAGUUACGACGUCUGCCUAAUUGUACCCAUUUAGCUGUAUACUCGCUUUAUCCACUACAAGUGACAGCCUCAGAAGGACCUGGAAGACCGAAGUACGACAUUUCGGAGGAAAUAUUACUUAAUCUUAGAGCCCUGGGUUACUCCUGGAAAGAAAUAUUGUCUCUUCUUGUUUCACGAACGACUUUGUGGCAAAGAGUUGCAGAGCUUGGAAUAAGAGAGGAAACAGGUUUUUCUAACAUUUCUGAUGAACAACUUGACCAAUUUGUUGAAGCAUUUAUUGAUACCCAUGUUUUCCAUGUUGGAUUUCCAAUGGUCUAUGGUCAUCUUCGUUCCACUGGAUUGAAAGUGCAGAGAGAUCGUGUUCGUGCUAGCUUGAGAAGAGUGGAUCCAGAAAAUUCUGGCUUAAGAUGGGCCACAGUAAUCACUAGACGAACCUAUUCUGUACCUGGCCCCAAUAGUCUUUGGCACAUAGACGGUCACCAUAGUCUAAUUAAUUGGGGAUUUGUAAUCCAUGAUGCCAUUGAUGGAUUUUCACAGCUUAUUUGUUUCUUAAAGUGUUCUACAAACAAUAAGAAACUGUUGAAACUUUGUUUAUUGAAGCUACUGAGAAGUAUUCUUGGCCGUCAUGUGUAA